AUGCUGAAAGUCACCAUGCCCUCCUCCUCAUCAUCGUCCUCAUCGUCAUCCUCCUCCAGCUCCUCGGCCGCCGGCGGCCCCGGUUCUGCCGCGCCCGAGUACUGGAUCGACGGCUCCAACAAGGACAUCCUGGCCCACUACUUCGAUCUGGAGUCCGAGCUGGGACGUGGGGCUACAUCCAUUGUCUACAGAUGCAGGCAGAAAGGGACCCAGAAACCUUAUGCUGUCAAAAUGUUGAAGAAAACAGUAGACAAGAAAAUUGUCCGCACAGAAAUUGGAGUUCUUCUUCGCCUUUCGCAUCCAAACAUUAUAAAACUGAAGGAAAUAUUUGAGACCCCAACGGAAAUCAGUCUUGUUCUCGAACUGGUCACAGGUGGAGAACUAUUUGACAGGAUUGUGGAAAAAGGUUACUACAGUGAGCGAGAUGCUGCUGAUGCUGUGAAACAAAUCCUGGAGGCAGUUGCUUACUUGCAUGCAAAUGGGAUUGUGCAUCGUGACUUGAAGCCAGAAAACCUACUCUAUGCAACGCCAGCACCAGAUGCAGCACUAAAAAUUGCUGACUUUGGACUUUCCAAGAUAGUGGAAGAUCAGGUGACCAUGAAGACAGUUUGUGGAACUCCAGGGUACUGUGCACCAGAGAUACUACGGGGAUGUGCCUAUGGCCCUGAGGUGGACAUGUGGUCUCUGGGGAUCAUUACCUACAUCCUACUUUGUGGCUUUGAACCAUUUUAUGAUGAAAGGGGAGAUCAGUACAUGUUUAAGAGAAUCCUGAACUGUGAAUAUGACUUUGUGUCCCCGUGGUGGGAUGAUGUGUCUCUGAAUGCCAAGGAUUUAGUUAAAAAGUUGAUUGUUUUAGACCCCAGGAAACGCCUCACCACUCUACAGGCUUUGCAGCACCCAUGGGUCACAGGGAAGGCAGCAAACUUUGCACAUAUGGACAAUGCACAGAAGAAACUUCAAGAAUUCAAUGCCCGGCGUAAACUUAAGGCUGCAGUAAAAGCUGUGGUGGCAUCAACUCGCCUUGGCAGUGCCAGCAGUCAUAGUGUGCACGACAGCAACAAGCCUAGUCGUAACCCAUCUCCCAUCCAUGACAGCAAACCCGAAGAGAAACCCUCUCAGGAAGCAGAAGCGACUCCAGAAGAAAAGUCUUAG
Messenger RNA from Colius striatus (speckled mousebird), 1152 nucleotides. RefSeq names its product calcium/calmodulin dependent protein kinase IV (gene CAMK4). Gene Ontology annotation, biological process: protein phosphorylation. Gene Ontology annotation, molecular function: calmodulin binding; ATP binding; calcium/calmodulin-dependent protein kinase activity. The record is from RefSeq and is a predicted model, not a curated record. NCBI's taxonomy places the organism in Eukaryota, Metazoa, Chordata, Aves, Coliiformes, Coliidae. The transcript has 11 exons. The coding region runs from base 1 to 1152 and encodes 383 amino acids.